This is a messenger RNA of Dothidotthia symphoricarpi CBS 119687, 857 nucleotides long. Its product is annotated as vacuolar protein sorting 55. Gene Ontology annotation, cellular component: Vps55/Vps68 complex; endosome. The transcript has 3 exons. Gene Ontology annotation, biological process: late endosome to vacuole transport via multivesicular body sorting pathway. The record is from RefSeq and is a predicted model, not a curated record. Lineage: Eukaryota; Fungi; Ascomycota; Dothideomycetes; Pleosporales; Dothidotthiaceae. The coding region runs from base 57 to 440 and encodes 127 amino acids.
GAGACAGUGACGCCGACGCUCGCCAUCCACGCGCCCACGACACGCCACAGCCCACCAUGGCCGGCAUCAAGACCAUCAUCGGCCUGUCCUUUAUCCUCGCGAUAGGCUUCCUCCUGGUCAUCCUGUCCGCCGCCCUCUUCAAGAACUACCUCACGCUACUCGUCGUUGCGACCUACGUAGUCGCACCACUGCCGAACUGGCUCUGCGGGCGCGCAGCGAACCAGGAUGAUUUCAUGGAGACGGCAGGCAGCGGCAUCGUAGACUUUGGGAGGUUCCUCACGGGCUUCUUCGUUGUCAUGGGAAUUGCCCUGCCCACCCUCCUCUGGCACUCUGCGCAGAUUGCCGGCGGCGCAGCAGCCAUGUCCAUCAUGGGCGGUCUUCUGAUAUACGCCACCAUCAUCAGCUUCACCCUGUUCUUCCAGGAAGACCAAGAAUUCUGACAAUCCGGCCGGAACCAAGAGUAAAGAUGGCCAAAAAUCCUCUACAACGAAUACCCAAGUAAGCCGGUCUGGACAGACUCGGCGUUGAGUCCAAAGUCUGGGCAAAGGGGCUCCAUGUUCGCAUCUCGUUUUGUUCUGCAGUCUUUUGAAGCCUUGCUGCUCUUGUAUGACUAUUCCGGAUGUUUGGUCUUUGUAGGAUUAUACUGGACGUGCGGUCUCUGCAUGUUUUGUCCUCGUAUGGUAAUGCUGGACAUGUUGGAUAUAACAGGGGGAUAAUUGUAUUCAGGCUUUGCAAAGUCAAUAAAAGUAAUUACCCCAGCUGAAGCUUCUCUCCUUGGAAACCCCUCCCGUGACACUCCAUAUUCGUACAAUGUGCACAACUCAUCCUUAACGUGUCAUUGCAUCCUAGGGUAUUCC